GCAGCAGCCCAAGAAGUCUGCACUGGAAGUCCAGUUCUGGCAACUGAAGGACUGGCCCAUGCAGCAGCGUCUUCCCCCGUACCCUGCCACCAUCAUCAGCCUGCUAGGGAAGGUGGAGACACACCAUCGGCGGAGCCAAGACGGACAUAUCCUCGUCACCUGCUGGGAUGGUGCCAGCCGGAGCGGAAUCUUCUGUGCUGCUAGUUUCCUGUGUGAGCAGAUCCAAAGCGAGGGGCUGGUGGAUGUAUCCCAGGCUGUAAGGAUGCUGAAGAGGCGGCGGAGACAGCUGAUUAAAGAUGUGGAGCAGUAUGGGCUCUGCUACGAACUAGCCCUCAGUUACUUGAAUUCAUUUGAAACCUAUGGCAAUUUCAAGUAGAGGCAUGGCCACAGCCCAUCUCUGGCCAGGACUUUGACUCUCUUGACAGCCUUCCAUC
Pygoscelis adeliae (Adelie penguin) is the source of this 434-nucleotide messenger RNA. RefSeq names its product receptor-type tyrosine-protein phosphatase alpha-like. The record is from RefSeq and is a predicted model, not a curated record. Lineage: Eukaryota; Metazoa; Chordata; Aves; Sphenisciformes; Spheniscidae. The transcript is spliced from 4 exons. Gene Ontology annotation, biological process: protein dephosphorylation. Gene Ontology annotation, molecular function: protein tyrosine phosphatase activity. The coding region runs from base 59 to 376 and encodes 105 amino acids.